AUGUCUGCCGAAACUCCAAUUCUACCUUCCUCAUUCCUCGAUGCUUCCCUCUUCCUCCCCUCAACCGCAAUUCGCCUCCGAUGGUACAUGUGCGUGAUUGUCACGCUUUCCUCACUCAACUACCCCGAUGUAAUCCCUCAAGUCUACGCCCACCUUGACAGUAAUGUGCUUGAUUUAAUGUCACACGAUGACCGCUUCACCGCUGUUCGUCAAGUCCGCGAGGGGCUCAUCAAAUCAACCGGGAUAGUCGGUGCUUGUAGAACGGGGAAUGCAAUGCGCACAUUAUCCCUCUGCAUACCGGAAGAUUUGCGAGAGAAGGAAUCACCGAGAUCAAAGGAGUCGGAUGAGAUGGCACGGAAAAGAGGAAAGGAAUUCUGGAGCAAUAUUUAUGCUAGAAACCCUGCAUUUGACCCGGAGGCUUCAGUGCGGGCCAGUCCUGAUUAUGCAUUUAUUGUCCGAGAGGUGCUUUAUGCAAGGAUCUUCUCGUUUGAUGGUAUACUUGAUUCUUUGACAACGGGUUAUGCUAUUGUUUCCGGUUUGUAUGGUAUGGAUUGCCAAAAUCAGCUGCAGCAUCAUAUGAAGGGGAUGCUGUUUAAUGGUGCAACAAGGAAAGAUCUCGAGGAUCUUCAGGAGCUAUGUCUUGGAUUGGCGAAUAUUCUCGGCGUCAAAUUUAGAUUCGGUCCUGCUCCGAUACCUACGAUUCCAGAGGAAUAA
Messenger RNA from Penicillium odoratum, 714 nucleotides. RefSeq lists its product as uncharacterized. NCBI's taxonomy places the organism in Eukaryota, Fungi, Ascomycota, Eurotiomycetes, Eurotiales, Aspergillaceae. The record is from RefSeq and is a predicted model, not a curated record. The transcript has 2 exons. Bases 1 to 714 code for a protein of 237 amino acids.